AUGAGUGACGAACCGAAUAUAGUUGUCCCCGACUUUCAGAAAAAGUUGGCGGACGUUAUCGCUUUCGAGGAGUACACAUUCAUAUACGAUGUUCAGGAGAAUCUGAUUGACUCGUUCAUCCAACAUCUCCAAGACCAGUCAACGGCAGACCAGUUAGAGAUGGAGAAGGAGAUGGUGGAUGACAGGGUGGUGGAGGCUGAGAAGGAGGUCGAAGAUGCAGAGCAGGAGGAGAAGAAGGAGACAGUAGACAUGGAGAUCGACGCAGAAGAAGAGAAGGCACAGGAGAUGGACUCGGCAGAUAAGAACAUAGAGAGUGGAAGGUUACCGGAGGAGGAGGAGAAGUUGGACAUCCGAUUCGAAGAAGAGCAGAUAGAACUUGGAGAUCAGGAUCUGGUGGUAGCUGCUGAGGAGCAGACAGUAGCGGUAGAGGGGGAGCAGAUUGAGGUUGAGCAUGCUAAGGCGGAGUCGGUGGUGGCUAAAGAGGAAAAGGAAGUGGUUGCAAUGGAGGAGACUGAGGAGGCAGCCAAUGCAUCGGAGUGGGUAGAUGCAGUGGCAGAGGAGGAAGGAGAGGAAGAAGAUGAUAUGCCAGUACAAGAGGAGCAGUUUGAGGCAAAUUAUAAAAUGGCCGAGGAAAAGAUGGUGGCAAAAGAGGAGCAGGUUGUUGCAGAGGAGCAAGAAGUCUUGACUGAAACAGAGGAGGUGGUUGCUGAUGAGGAGCAAGUAGUCUCGGCUGAAAAGGUGAAGGCUGAGGUGGAGCAGGUCGAGGAUGGAGAGGAGCAGAAUGGGGCUUUUGUGGAGCAGCUGGAGACUCGGGCUGAGGAGGAGCAAGUCAUGAUGUGUGAGGAGGAGAAUGCCGAAAAGCCGAAGGUAGAGGAGCAUCUCGAGAAGGUUGAGGAAAAGCAGUCUGUGGAGGCUGAGGAGAAGCAGUCUGAGGAGGCUGAAGAGAAGCAGUCUGUGGAGGCUGAGGAGAAGCAAUCCGAUGAGGCUGAGGAAAAGCAGUCUGAGGAGGCUGAAGAGAAGCAGUCUGAGGAGGCUGAGGAUAAGCACUCUGAGGAGGCUGAGGAGAAGCAGUCCGAUGAGGCUGAGGAAAAGCAGUCUGAGGAGGCUGAGGAGAAGCAGUCUGAGGAGGCUGAGGAGAAGCAGUCUAAGGGGGCUGAAGAGCAAGUUGAGGCUGACGAGCAGAUGGAGAAGGCGGGGGCGAUGGAGUUGGUGGAUUCUGAGAAGGCAGAUGGCGAGCAGGAGGGUGAUGAUGAGAAGAAAGAUUGUAUUAGAAGGAGAACCAAGUGGUGGAAACUUCUUUGUUGUUUUGGUUGGAGGAGUCGGAGGAGGCGCUUUUCAGAAUAA
Lytechinus variegatus (green sea urchin) is the source of this 1344-nucleotide messenger RNA. Its product is annotated as eukaryotic translation initiation factor 4 gamma-like. The transcript is spliced from 2 exons. Bases 1 to 1344 code for a protein of 447 amino acids. The record is from RefSeq and is a predicted model, not a curated record. Lineage: Eukaryota; Metazoa; Echinodermata; Echinoidea; Temnopleuroida; Toxopneustidae.